Melanaphis sacchari is the source of this 2018-nucleotide messenger RNA. RefSeq names its product acyl-CoA synthetase family member 3, mitochondrial (gene Acsf3). Gene Ontology annotation, molecular function: medium-chain fatty acid-CoA ligase activity. The coding region runs from base 255 to 2018 and encodes 587 amino acids. The record is from RefSeq and is a predicted model, not a curated record. Gene Ontology annotation, biological process: fatty acid metabolic process. Lineage: Eukaryota; Metazoa; Arthropoda; Insecta; Hemiptera; Aphididae. The transcript has 9 exons.
CAUUUAUUACUGUUAAGUGUUUAACCAGUAAUCACUAUUCACUUCACCGCAAUUUCAGAUUCUUGUUACUGUUAAGAGUGUUAAGUGUUUUUUUUUUUGAAAUUGCUGAACUGCUGGGGUUGAACUGUUGAUCUUUUAUUAUUUUGGUAAAUUUAUCUUAGUAAUUUAGUAUGAUGCUUGUCUACCAAUAUUGUGCUUAAGUAUAUAUUAAUUAACAACCAGUAACCAACAUUCAAUUGGUAAAUUAAUAAAAAAUGGUGUUGUGCAGAAAAUUGCUGUAUAGACCUUUUUACAGUUGUUGUAUUCGACAGCUUUCUUCUGAAGCUUUCAAGAACAUACCCAAGAAUGAAACUUCUCUAACACCUAUAUAUAGGUUGGCAUCACAAUGGCCGAAAAACAUUGCAAUUGUAGACAAGUUUGGAGAACACACUUAUUCUUCAAUAUUCAACAGCAGUGUCACAUUGUCAAAAAUAAUAGAAAAAUCUUUGCAUGGAGAAAUCCAAGAACGUGUUGCAAUCUUGUGUCCAAAUGAUGCAUCUUAUGUUGUUGCUCAAUGGGCUUCAUGGAUGAGUGGACAAAUCGUUGUUCCUUUAAGUCCACUUCACCCUGCUUCCAUGUUAGAAUAUUUCAUAAAUGAUAGCGAUGCUAAAGUGAUAUUAACAACUGCUCAGUUUGAGAAUAUUGUACGUCCUUUAGCUGAAAAAUUUAAUCAAAAGUAUCUUUUACUUGAAGACCAUAUUACUUUGGAUUUUAAACCACUUGGUAAAACAUCAUUUGAAGAAAAUAAUGAAGUAGAAAUGUUAAAUACUGAUAAUAAUAUAAGUGAUGAGCAGUUCUUUGAUUCAAAUGCUAUGAUAAUUUACACAUCUGGAUCAACCGGUUCUCCUAAAGGUGUUUUGUUGACACAUAAUAAUUUAAAUGCUCAGAUAAAUUGUUUAAAAACUGCUUGGAAUUGGAAUAAUAAAGAUGUUAUACUUCAUGCUCUACCUUUAAAUCAUAUUCACGGUAUUGUGAAUGCACUAAUGUGUCCAUUACACACAGGGGCAAGAUGUGUCAUGUUACCAAAGUUUAAUGCUGCUGAUGUCUGGACAUGGCUCUUAGCUAUAGAACAAUACUAUGGAUAUAGAGUAAACAUGUUUAUGGGUGUGCCAACUAUGUAUGUAAAACUUAUUGAAAACUAUGAGAAAAUGUUUGAGAAAAAUGAUAGAAUGGUAGAAUAUAUCAAAGCUGUUUGUUCUCAAAAAAUUAGAUUGAUGGUUAGUGGCUCUGCACCAUUACCCAGUACACUGUUCAAUCGUUGGGAACAAAUCACUGGUCAUAAAUUACUAGAACGAUAUGGUAUGAGUGAAAUUGGAAUGGCUCUUUCUAAUCCUUUAAAUGGCGAAAGAAAACCAGGUUUUGUUGGACAACCUUUACCAGGUGUAAAUGUUCGAAUCGUCAAAGAUGACACUGUUUUGCUUGAAGGAUAUGACAAUAAUAUAAAAAUUAUUAAUUCAGUAAAGCAUGAUAGCAAAGAAGGUUAUAGUGGGGAUUUGCAAAUAAAAGGGAAGAAUGUGUUUAAGGAAUACUGGCGCAAACCUGAAUCAACAAAAAAAGAGUUUACUGAAGAUGGAUGGUUUAAAACUGGCGAUUCAGUUAGAUAUGUUGAUGAUAGUUUUCAAAUAUUAGGCCGAACAUCAAUAGAUAUAAUAAAAACCGGGGGUUAUAAAGUCAGUGCUUUGUUUGUUGAAACUAUUAUGUUACAAAACAAAGUAAUUAAAGAUAUUGCUGUGGUUGGAUUACCUGACAGUACGUGGGGUCAAAGAAUAGGUGCUUUAAUUGCAAUUGAUGAACAGGCUAUUAAUGUUGAACAUAAAAAAUUUAAGAAAGAUUUGAAAAUUUGGGCCGAAACUGUAUUACCAUCAUAUAGUGUACCAACUGUAAUUUACAUUGUUGAUGAGGUGCCCAGGAAUGCGUUGGGUAAAGUGGAUAAAAAAUCUUUAUUGAAAAAUUCUUUUUCAAAGUAUUUGGAAUCUUAA